This is a messenger RNA of Trichogramma pretiosum, 1516 nucleotides long. RefSeq lists its product as uncharacterized. Lineage: Eukaryota; Metazoa; Arthropoda; Insecta; Hymenoptera; Trichogrammatidae. The transcript is spliced from 4 exons. Gene Ontology annotation, biological process: reciprocal meiotic recombination. The coding region runs from base 371 to 1321 and encodes 316 amino acids. The record is from RefSeq and is a predicted model, not a curated record. Gene Ontology annotation, cellular component: site of double-strand break.
CGAUGCGUUGUGUUACAGAGUGAGUCGACGACAGAAAAUAAUUGCUCCGAUUGUCUCUGUCGAAGUGUGAGUAACUUAUGGAAUCGAAAGGUAGAUGCGUCGGUGCGUCCGCGACGUUUUUGCAUUAGCGCGUGUUGUUGUCGUGUCAAAGAGUGUGAUCGCAUAGGUAUUCGCGUGUGUUCGGCAAGUCGAAAUACUGCAUUUUGGCUAAGAAAAAAGUCAAAACAAAGAAAAGGUAAACAAACAUUAUAACAAGUAUCGAGGUGCAAUAUUUACCGUUUCAAUAAUUCGCUGCAAUUGGGUAGAUCGACAAAAAGGAGCGCGCGUGUGCAAUCGUUGGCCAAAGUCAGCGCACCUUACGAAUUGGUAAAUGCGACGUAUUAUGGAAAGAAAUUGCUGGGACAGUUCUUACAUCGAGCCAUACCUCAAAGAUUGGUUGAAGUACGCGCGUGAAAGCGACGAAGCCGAGCAGCAAAAGAUCGACAACGGCGACGAAUUUCGCAUCCCCUAUGCAGGCGUGCAGACCGAAAUGAUAAGUGCAAUAUUCUCCAUGGCUUCGCGCUUCGAAAUAGAGCCACACGCCAAGUAUAUGGCGGUCCACCUGCUCGACAGAUACCUCGGCCUCUUCUUCUGGGAACUCAUCGCUGACUCGGAAAUCACGGAAUCGACUCUACGGCGCGCGAGAUCCGAAAUGUUCUCGCAGAUAAAACUCGUGCUGGUUUCCUGCCUGCAAAUCGCGAGCAAAGUCGCCCUCUUUUCCACGGGCCUCGGCAUACCCAUGGUACGCGACAUACUGCAAUCGGUCGACCCGAGCCGCGAGUACACCCGCGCCAUCGUCUUCGCCUCGGAGCAGCGCAUCCUCAAGACCCUGGACUUCAGGAUACCCUACAGUCUGCCCAUCGACGCGGUCCAGCUGUUUCUCGCCUACUCGGAGCUGCCCGUGACGCCCGAGCUGCGGGAGACGUGUCUGGUGCUCCUCGACGUGGCCUAUCUCCGGCACAACGAGAUAUUCGCCGAGCUGCACCUGCUGGCCCGGGGCAAACCCUACGAUCGCUCGCACAAGGACAGCCGAGAUUUUCUCAAGUACGAGGUGAACGCCGGCUUCAUAGCCGCUGCCGUCGUCGUCUGUUCCAACUUUUUCUUUUACCUCAAGAAGAACGUCGUGAUGGGCUGCGCCGCGAAACUGGCGGCCCUCAUCGACAUGAGCGCCGUCGACGUGCAAAUUAUGGCUAACAUACUUUUUACCAAUGUCAUCGAUAAGGACGAUUUUAAAGAUAUGCAAGCGAAGAUACAACAUUUUCAACUGAAGCAAAAGUCCUAAUGUCGAUAAAGGAUCGUAAAAUUGCACAAGGUUGAUGUCAAUUUCAUUGUCAUUUAGAAAAUAAUUCCAAUUGAGAAAUUGUGUAAAUUUGUAACAAAUCAAAUUCAUUCUCAUCAAGAUAAUUCAUUCAUGUUAUGUAAAAUUUAUUUUAUAUAUAUACGUGUAUUUAUAGUUUAAAAUUGUGUAUUCAUCUUA